UAUUAUUUUUUUCUGUGACUUAUUAUUUAAAAAAAAACUUCAUUGAAAGCAAACAAAUUGACAGAAAUCCCUCAGAAUCAGGUUGGAUCAUGAAAUAGUAACAGAGACACGUGGGCGGAAGUGGCUACGUCAUCACAACAGUGAGACAGGCGGAGAAAACGCGGCCCGUCCGUGGACGUGACGGGGAUACAAAAACACCGAGACCAGCAGGAAACCAUGCUCCGGUCCCCGCGGCGUCUGUAGCCCGCCUCACGCAUCCUCGCGCCGCCUGCAUUCCCGCUCGUGCCCCCGGAGGCUGCGGUACCACCAUGGUGGAGCAAUCGGACAGAGCCCCGCUGCUGGACUGGGAGGAGAUCCCUCCGCCCGACCCGAACCAGGUGGCCCAGCCGCCGCCUCAGCCGCCCCGGGAGGAGGACGCGCCCGCCGCGAACGGCACCGCCGCUCCGGUGGCGCCGGCGGCAGGGAGGGGCUCCACCGCCAUCACCUGCAGCCCGACGCCAAACCUAACAGCUGUUGCAGCGAUCAGGGAGGACCAGCCGAACCGAACCGGGAGCGAUCGGCCGGAACCCCUCGGUUCCGAUCGGAGCGUCCCGUUUUCCAGGCUGACCGUGAAGGAUCAGUGGGAGGAGAAAGACCAGAUCGUCGCCGUGUUUGUGGUCACCUUUGACACGAGGUCAGGGAACAUGGUGGAGUGGUGCCUCCCUCAUGACAUCAACCUGGAUGGCGUUGAGUUCAAGUCCAUGGCGAGCGGCUCCCAUCGGAUCACCAGCGACUUCAUAUAUUUCCGUAAAGCCGGCUACUUCGGACUGGCCUGUUUCGCCAACAUGCCCGUGGAAAGUGAGCUGGAGAGAGGAGCCAGGAUGAAGUCGGUGGGAAUCCUGUCUCCUUCCUACACUCUGCUGUACCGGUACAUGCACUUCUUGGAGAACCAAGUCCGACACCAGCUGCAGUGUCCCGGUCAGUAUUCUCCCCUGGAGGCCUUCUACGAGGAUAAGAAGGCGGUUCUGCCCCCGACGGGGAACGGCCUGGUGACCGCCUGUCCAACCUGGAGCGUGACCGCUAUAAACCGCUGCAUGCAUCCAGAAAUGAAGAUCACACACCCGGCCGGCUGCAUGUCCCAGUUCAUCCAGUUCUUUGGGGAGCAGAUAAUGGUGUUGUGGAAGUUUGCGUUGCUUCGGAAACGCCUCCUCAUCUUCUCCCCGCCGCCUGUCGGGGUGGUCUGCUACAGGGUGUACUGCUGUUGCUGCCUGGCCAACGUUUCCAUUCCUGGAAUCGGCGUUUCUGUGCCUGAAUUGCGGCCUUUCUUUUACAUCAACAUCGCUGACAUCAGCGCGCUGGAAACCGAGCUGUCCUAUGUGGCUUGCACCACAGAGAAGAUCUUUGAAGAUAAGAAGGAACUGUACGACGUCUACGUGGACAACCAGAAUGUGAAGACUCACCGGAGCCACCUCCAGCCGCUGCUCAAACUCAACGCCGCAGAUAAGGAGAAGUACAGGAAGCUGGGCGAGCAGAGGCAGUUGCUGCUGUACUCUCAGGAGGUGGAGGAAGACUGCACGUCAAAUGAAGAAGAUCUCUUCAUUCUGUUCUUCAUGGAGCUGAAUAACCGCAUCUUCCAGACGCUGUCGGAGGUGGCGGGCAGCGCCGAUCGGACCCUCACGGUGGAUCACGUGAGGGCCAUGGGGCUGGACCCCCAGGGCGACCGCUCCUUCCUGGCCGACCUGUUGGAGGUGUACGGCUUCGAUGUGACGCUGGUCAUAGACAACCUCUGCUGCCCCUGAAGCCCCGCCUCCGAACGAUUUUUGAGCCUGAAAGGCCGUCACACAAACACCAAGACACUGAGGACACCGUCUCCAUCUGUCGUCUCUUUGUACGUUCUGGAGACGCUCCGCUGUGGGUCCGAGGAUCCACGCCGCCGAGAAGCUCCGGUGGGACUCCUAGCGAACCGCUCUCGACAAAAACUUCUGCUGGAGACUUCCUUGAUUCUGGACGAUGGGAAAACGUCAAUUAUCUUCACCGCAGGAAGAUGGAAUGUUCCACUUUUCACGAAUCACGGACACCUUCACAGUCCAACCGUUUGAUGUUCACUCUGAAAAGCUUUACGGGAACGGUUUGGGGAUGCUCGGAAAUCCUGGAAACCUGAGCGUUUCAGUUUUUUUCACUUUGUUUGCCUUUCAAAAGAAAGCAAUAGGAGGAAAGUUCAGCCUCAUAGAUUUGGGAUUUACAGUUUUAUAGCUGUCAAAAAGUGAGAUGAAGCUGAAGAAAAUCGUUUUUUUAGUGUGUAUAAAUACAUUUAUGAGAACGAAAAGGCUGUUGUAAAUACCACCAGCUUUAUGCACUUUUCAACACCAAUGUUUCUGCUUCUGAUUCUUUGGGUGGGUGAGGUUUCACUGAAAUCCCUUUGGUUUUAUCUCUUCUUGUGAAUGCUGCACCACGUCCACCGCUGCACACGGUUAUGCUUAACUUUAAUGUUCUAAAAGCCAUUUCCCUGGAGAACGGGCGGUCAUGUUCUUCCUGUUGCUUGUAGCAGAUCAACAAAAAAAUCAACUUUCUGCUCAUCUGUGCUGAUGAGGAUCUUUCUGCUUUUCCUUUCUCUUUGAUACGUUUGGAUGGGAGCGGGGCAGAAACCCCUGAAAGGGUCCGUUCUCUUCCUUUGAGCAGGUCCUGCUUUAGAAAUGGGGCCAACUGUGUCUUUGAAUGCUGCUGGCAGAGAGCUUUCCAGCAAUAAUUUGUUCCAUGUUGGAACUCGUGAAGCUCUUUUUGUCUGGAUUUCAUGUUUUUCUCCCAAAUGUGAGCUAAAAUAUCAGAUUUGUGGUUCCUUCUUUGAUUUCAGGUUCUGUUAAAAUAGGUUCAUAACUUUAUUUUUAUUCUUUUUUGUGUUAAAAAAUGGGGAAAGGAAAUAAAUGCACUAAAGGUUGUGGGGGAAAAAAUAAAUAAAAGGAAGCUUUAUUUUAAAAAUGGGGCCUUAAAACUCAAACUCUUGUUUCUGUUUGUCAGUCCGACUGGCAGAACUGUUCACUGAGAUCCUCACGUCUGCUUAGCUAUGGAGCUAAUUUAGAGCCAAUAUUAUUUGAAACCCAAAAAAAAAAAAUUUAAAUGUGUGAAACUUUUUGUUAUUCUAAAAUAAACUUAAUUAUUUUCAGCUUCAAAUUUUGUCUUUUAAGUCUCAAAACUCAAAAUUUCCAUUUUAAAACUUUGUUUUCACUUUCAACACAUUUUUUUUUUCGUUUUCAAAUCUGAAAGUUUUUGGCCCUGUUGGGACGCGUUGGGGCGGGACUAACACGAAGGACCAAUCAAAAUCGAUGAGGGUGGUAACUUCAGUCCUGGUGCAUUCACUGACUCAUAUACCUGUGGUGGUUACGGUCAGAAAAUGGCUGCUUAGUCUCGACUAUCAUAGUUUGAAGUUGGUGUAAAUGGGUGUAAAAAGCAGAGUUUUAAUGCGUACAAAUCGCGGGUCCAAAGUGCUGUUCUAGUCCGUUCAAAAUGCCAUGUUAUUGUGUUACAUACAAGCAUUGAAAACGUCUUCAAGCACAUAAUUAUCCAAGUUCUCAGAGUCAGUGAACGCACCGGGACUGAACGCGCCACAAUAGGGCCAAAAGUUUUGAAACUGAAGCUUUCAGAUUUGAAAACAAAAAAAAAAUAUUGAAAUAAUUUUUUUUUUGUUUUAAAACCUAAAAAACAGAACAUCUGAAGCUGAAAAUAAUGAAGUUUAUUUUAGAAUUGCAAAAAGUUUUGGACAUUUACAUUUUUUUGUCCAAAUUUUUCAAUUUGUUUUAUUUUGGUUGCAAACAGUAUUGGCCCCAUUUUAGCUCCAUACUUCUCUUCUUCAAAGACGGCGUUUGCUCCCACACGAGCGUGUGACUGCUUCUACACCUCCACUGUACAGAUGCCUUCUCUGUCUGAAUGUCCACAGACUUGAACCAGCAUCAGCUGAUCGUUUGUACAGCGUGCCACUCUACUGAAUGUCCAAACAACGAUUGCACAUCAUGGCCACACAUCCGAGUAGUGUAACCGUUUUCUUCUGGAUCGUGCUGUAAAUCGAGAGUAUCUUUCAAAAAUAACCAACGUACUGAUGUGAAACCCUGGUAACGUUUGGAGAGCUCCAUAGCAUGAGCAACUGUCAGUUUCACUGUACUGCCAUUGUAAACCAAUAAAAACAUGGAUAGUGUUCAACCUGA
Oryzias melastigma (Indian medaka) is the source of this 4175-nucleotide messenger RNA. It is a transcript of the gene dennd11, whose product is annotated as DENN domain containing 11. NCBI's taxonomy places the organism in Eukaryota, Metazoa, Chordata, Actinopteri, Beloniformes, Adrianichthyidae. Gene Ontology annotation, cellular component: cytoplasm. The transcript is spliced from 9 exons. The coding region runs from base 309 to 1778 and encodes 489 amino acids. The record is from RefSeq and is a predicted model, not a curated record.